Molecule: messenger RNA, 2961 nt
Organism: Diachasmimorpha longicaudata
Lineage: Eukaryota; Metazoa; Arthropoda; Insecta; Hymenoptera; Braconidae
Product: sorting nexin-14-like
Exons: 5
Coding region: 105-2714 (869 amino acids)
Biological process (GO): autophagosome maturation
Cellular component (GO): late endosome
Molecular function (GO): phosphatidylinositol binding
Source: RefSeq, a predicted model, not a curated record
CUGUGACCAACUAUAAGUCAACUGCUGUCAGCCGUCAUUCUCACGUAGUCUGAUAAGAAAAAUCCUUAAAAUGUUAUUGAAUUGAAAUUCCACAGUGAAAAAAUAUGAUCGAUUCACGAUAUGUCUACACAAUAAUACCGCUAAUUCUGGGACUACUAUUGGGCAUAUUCGACAGUUAUGUAUGGGCGUUUGGACUUCUCCUGCUGUAUGGCAUCAGCGUCGUAUGGAGUGUCCAAAUUUUGGAGUACCUGGGUGUGAAGUUCAGAGCUGAUCAGGCUGAGAAUAAUUGGAAAUCCAAGGAUGACGGGACUUGCAGGGUGUGUAGUGGCAGUGCAUGCAAUAGACACAGGCCUUCGGUUUACAGUACACAUGUCAAAGUGCCAAAGGACUUUGACACCGCCCUUCAGAAUCUCCUGGAAACUGUUCUCCAAACGUACGUAUACGAAUGGUACUCGACGUUCUCCACAGACGAGGCAUUUCUCCAGGAGCUUCGACUAACAAUCGCCACAGCUGCUAGAAAUAUACUUAGCAGACUAUUCCGUGCGAAUAUCUCCGAAGUGAUAUUCAAUAAUUUGAUACCUGUUGCCCUACAACACGCGGAGGACUGGCGACUCCUGGUGAUUCACGCUCAUAAGAAUGGAAAUAAACCAGAGGACAAUGUUCUUGAUUAUUUGGGGCAUAGGAUUCACCCAGCAGCUCUCUCACGAGACGCUGAACUGAAUUAUCUGAGGGGACUGGUCAGCGGCUUCAUUCCGCAUUUAAUUCCAAGCUCAUAUAUCUCGACGAAUAAUAAAGUGAUUCAACGUGAGAUUCUAGCGAAUUGGGUGCUUCUCCCAGCGAUGGACGCCCUGUCCGACCCCGAUACCAUAAAUUUUCUCGUUCAAUUAUGCACACAAUAUCAGGGGGAUUUAUCACAGGAACUCGACGCGGUGGAGGUCCCUGCUCUGCAGUCUUGGAUAACCCCAAGGAUAACUGUCCAAGACACGGAGGAUCCUCUCAAGCCCUCCUUAGAACAAGUAUUGGACAAUCCUCAAUUGCUCUACCUGUUUAUGCAACACAUUAAGGAAACUGGUCCUGUCAAUCUGCUACAAUUUUGCUUGGACAUUGACGACCUCAGCAAGCGUAUGCUCAAUCCCGACGUGACCCCCGAUCUCGAAGAGACCCUUUACACGGAUGCCCAGAGCAUAUACUCCACGUACCUCGACCCCCAAGGCCCCGAGUACCUCCACCUCCCCUGGCACAUCACUCAAGGUAUGCACCAGAUUCUCGAGGGUGGUUCCAGCAAAGUGCAAGACCUCCGGACCUCUCGUCCUCUGUACCAGGCCCACCAAGAGGCCCAUGCACGCCUGGAAGCCAUCUGUCUGCCCUCAUUCCAUCACAGCUUCGAACUGUACAAACUCCUCUGCGGUUCUCCAGUGUCCACUGCAUUCUCCAGGACUCCGUCACAGAAUAGUAUAUCUGGAGGUGUCGGUAUGGGGGCGAGACUCAGCAAUCAACUGGGGAGAAUUCGGGGAGUUCUGCGGGCCUCGGCGGUCGAUGGGGCGCCCUUUCAAACCCCAGACGUAUUUCAAGCUGAAGAGGUUGAUUGUACCCCAAGGACAUACAUCGAUACGGCAUUCUACGAGGACAAAUGCUCGAGGGACUUGACCACGUGGAGAGUAACUGUACCUCAUGUGGAUGGGGGUGGAGCAUAUCCUCUGUACAUGAUCGCUGUUCACAGCGUAGCCGAGGAUAAAUCCUGGACAGUUCUCCGUAGGGACCAGGAUUUCCACGUUCUUCGGGCUCGUCUGAUGGAGUUCCACGGGGACAGGGAGAUGAACGACUCACCCCUGCCCACGAGAAAAAAUCAAUCCACAUCACUGACGGCCAAUCGACAGCGAUAUCAAGAUUUCCUGCAGAAGCUCCUUGCAAAACCAACUUUACGCAGCAGUGAAUUAUUGCAUAUAUUCCUGACCGCACCCAAUCUCAAAUCUUAUCUGACAAAUUACAGUACUCCGGACAUUGGAAUACUCUAUCAGAGUGUUGCACAUAAGUUGAGGAAAGAGAAGGGACAGCAUCUUGACAAAUUCAUGAAUACAUUCUUAGCGUCCACUUGUGUUAAGUACGAACACGCUGACCUCGGAAUAGAACCUAUUGUUGAUCAUCAGUUUGUGGAGACUAAGCAGAGGGGGAGGAAUUCAAACUCAUCGGUUUUUGAGAAUAAUUUGAAUAUCAGCGAGGCGAAGGGGAGUUUACCGUACGUGGCGAUGGGAAAGGGCCAUGUGAAGGGGGCGUGUUACUGCAUUGCUGAAGCAGUCGAAAAUCUACUAGACGUCAGUGGAUUGGUGUCUCAAUUCACCUGGUUGAUAGCAUCUCUAACGCGUCCAUCCUUGGACUCAAUAUGCAAUAAAUUCAUGGAUCAAAUACUCACGAAGCUACUGAGUGGAGGACGCGCAGCAAUAGUCGUUAAACUCCUUCACAAUGCGAUGUUUGAUGACAAGUCUUCGACGGAUUCUAACUCGUCAGAGGAACGCAGAAAGAGAUACACAAGUGCUAAAGAAGGAUUGCACUCGUUGGUGCCCUGGUGGUGUUUUGGUUUGCGGACAAACUACUGGUGCAGACUCAUGGAUGCACUCCUGGAACCCCUGCAGAAUCCAUUCUUAAAUAAACAUUUAGCGUACGUUCUCAUUGAUCAAGUACUCGUGACACUUUUUCCCGAAACAUCGCAAGUGUAAUGUCUCGCAAGAGUUUAUCUAAAAUUGUAAUCUGUGAGUAUGAGUAAUUAAUGCAGCAUAUUAAUUGUACAUUUUACACAAUUGCUCAAUGACUUGUACAUAUAAAUUUAUUCUGAAUCUUUAACUUAUGAUAAUUACUGUGAAAAGAGGGAACAAUUAUGAUAUUGUAAAUACGACGGAAGGAAAUAUCGAAUGUACAUUUGUCUGUCUUAACAUUACAGAGAAAAAAUAAAAAACAAUAAAAUUA